CAGGAACCCGCGGCUGAUGACGAGAUGUACGCCGGCACUUUUCCCCCACACAAACCUCCCUAUAUGUAAGUAACAGAAUAAACAGGGAUCUUGCUGUCAGUGUUUUGCGCACCCUUCUUCUUCCCCAACAUCCCCUGUUGUACUCCCCUUCAGCGGCUCAGCAUUCUUCAUUCGAGACCCAGUGUGGCGCGACUCUUGGUCUUUCUCCACGACUUGUGUCUAGGACGCCUUGUACCAUCAUGGUCUCGACGCGCAACCACCCGCGCCAAUUCCCGCCUCCCGAACUCGCGACGCCCUCCAAAUCCUCUCCGACUAAAAGUCCCUCGAAGUCUUCUUCGCCGUCGGACAACGUCGUCGUACGUCGCAGUGCUUCCAAAACUACAGGAUGGUCGCACACUCCCUCGACUCUUACGUUGGUCUGGCUGGCUAUCUCUCUGCCACUUGUCUCAUGGGACACAGGAUAUCUACUCAUGCGCCCACACACGAUGCCGGGCGGAAAAUUUCAUUGGCCGGUUUGGGCGCCGUAUAAGCUGUACGGCACCGUCGACCGUCUAUAUGGCUUCCCGGGCUGGCAAUCCAACAACGGCUUUGUGGGCGCACAGGCAUUCAUGAACCUGCUUGAGACUGCCGCAUACCUUGUGUACUUGUAUAUUGUCUAUACUGCUGGUGUGUCGUCUCAUGUCCAAGGGACUGGAGCGCCAGAUAAGAGCAUCGUUGGAAGAUUGGCUGAGGCGCGUGUUUUGACCGGGCGCGCUGCGGCUAUUGCUGUCACGAUUGGCUUUGGAGCAUCCGUUGCAACAGUCGCGAAGACUCUCUUGUAUGUUCUGAACGACGCGUUCAGCGGGUUCUCUUGGACAGGCCACAACGAUUUGUUCACGCUGCUUACCAUAUACAUCAUUCCCAACGGUCAAUGGCUCAUCUUUCCCGUAUACAUGACCUACGUGUUCGCGUCAGAGCUACUUGAUGGGCUUGAGGCUGCCUCGACUGGUGCUCUCAAGAAGGCUCAAUAGAUAUACUCCCAAUUUCGUUGACAUAUGGAUGUAUAUGUAAAGCUGGCGGGUCACUGACGAGGCACGUGGCUAUCAUUGAGAUGAAUGCAUGCGUAUUGUACGAUGUACCAGGGAAACAAGCUGAUAUGUACAUGAUCUGGAAAAUAUAUACCCCUUCUCUGGCCUGAACUGGCUUUAACGUUUGCGGUAAGCAGAGACGAGUUGGA
Pseudovirgaria hyperparasitica is the source of this 1216-nucleotide messenger RNA. RefSeq lists its product as uncharacterized. The transcript has 3 exons. The coding region runs from base 240 to 1010 and encodes 256 amino acids. Lineage: Eukaryota; Fungi; Ascomycota; Dothideomycetes; Acrospermales; Acrospermaceae. The record is from RefSeq and is a predicted model, not a curated record.